AUGGCAGAUUCUUUAGAUACUUUUAGUUCUGAUCAUUUUUUAUUAAUUGGAUUUUUUGAUUUCCUUAAUAUUCGUGAUUUACGUGCUCCGAGUUAUUUAAAACAAUGUUCAAGAUUCCGUACUGAAUAUAAUGUUUAUGUUGCUCUUCCUGAACAAAAGAUUCUUUUUACUGCAGAAGUGGAUUCUGGUCUUAAGAAACCUGCUUACUCUAAGGGUGAUGGAUACCUAAAUCAAGAAUGGUAUCGGCUAAAAUCCACCUUACUUACCGCCGCUCGCCGUGCUUUUUCCAAACGAAUAAUUUCUUUAAACAAGCUUCAAGUAGUUCCAUUCAAACUCAGACCUUUUAUCCAUCUUAGUCAGAAAUUGGAUCAUUAUAUUAGUUCACUUUUUAAAAUUUUUUCAAUUUCUGACCUCUAUUUUUCUUGGAAUCGAUUUUUUCCAUCCUUUUGUAGAGAAUUCACGGAUUUAUUUCCUGAUCAGUCUGCCUUUAUUGAUUCCCUUCCUAUUCCUACUACACUUUAUUCAGUUUUUAUAACUUUGCAUUUAGACUUUCCGACUUUCUUGACGAAAUUUCAAACCUUUUUACGAACCAUUAAAAGGUUUAUUUCUGGAAAAGUCACUUUAGAAUUUGAUAAUCAUAAGCAAGUUGCUAUGAAAGCUGCUAUUGCUGAACAGAACUCCAAUUUCUAUGAAGAUAAAGGAAAAUUCAUCCGCAGCUCUUUGAAUCGAGAAAAACGAAGCAUUGUUUUGGACUGA
Messenger RNA from Rhizophagus irregularis DAOM 181602=DAOM 197198, 756 nucleotides. The record is from RefSeq and is a predicted model, not a curated record. Lineage: Eukaryota; Fungi; Glomeromycota; Glomeromycetes; Glomerales; Glomeraceae.